Molecule: messenger RNA, 1612 nt
Organism: Brachypodium distachyon (stiff brome)
Lineage: Eukaryota; Viridiplantae; Streptophyta; Magnoliopsida; Poales; Poaceae
Product: protein BZR1 homolog 2
Exons: 2
Coding region: 190-1257 (355 amino acids)
Biological process (GO): DNA-templated transcription; brassinosteroid mediated signaling pathway
Molecular function (GO): DNA-binding transcription factor activity
Source: RefSeq, a predicted model, not a curated record
CUCACGCCACUGCUCCCCCCACCCACCCCCUUCCCCCCCUCUCUCUCUCUCUCUUCUUUCCGUGUGAUCUGUUCUCUCGCUCCUUCGCCCGCUCGAGAGGGCGACCCGGUCUCCUCCUUCGAGCUCGAGUUCGGCGGGGGCGAGCUGCGUCCUCCUGCGGGUGGGGGAGUUGACCUGCCCGUGGUUAACAUGGCGACGGGGGGCGGAGGGGGAGGGGACGCGGGAUUCGGGGCGGCGGCGGGAGCCGGGGGGAGGAUGCCGACGUGGAGGGAGAGGGAGAACAACAAGCGGAGGGAGCGGCGGCGGCGGGCGAUCGCCGCCAAGAUAUUCUCCGGCCUGCGCUCCCACGGCGGCUACAAGCUCCCCAAGCACUGCGACAACAACGAGGUCCUCAAGGCCCUCUGCAACGAGGCCGGCUGGGUCGUCGAGCCCGACGGCACCACCUACCGCAAGGGAUGCAGACCUACAGAACGAAUGGAUGCAAUUGGGUGCUCGGUAUCACCAAGCCCAUGUUCAUCUUAUCAACCAAGCCCACGGGCAUCAUACCAUGGGAGCCCUACUUCCUCUUCAUUCCCUAGUGGCGCAUCUUCCCCCUUCCCCCCACAUUCUAAUAACACGGUAAAUGGUGUCGAUGCAACCCCAAUCCUACCUUGGCUCCAAACAUUCUCCAAUUCUACAACAUCAAACAAGCGUCCAUAUCUGCCCCCACUAUUGAUUCACGGUGGUUCGAUUAGUGCCCCGGUGACUCCUCCACUGAGUUCGCCAACUGCCCGGACCCCUCGUAUGAAGACAGACUGGGAUGAAUCAGUUAUCCAGCCACCAUGGCAUGGUUCAAACAGUCCAUGUGUUGUUAACUCAACCCCGCCCAGCCCUGGUCGUUCAAUGGUUCCUGACCCAGCAUGGCUAGCUGGCAUCCAAAUCUCGUCAACGAGCCCUUCAUCACCUACCUUCAGCCUCAUGUCCUCUAAUCCAUUUAGCGUCUUCAAAGAAGCAAUUCCUGUUCCAGGCAGCAAUUCGUCAAGGAUGUGCACACCAGGGCAGAGCGGCACAUGCUCCCCCGUAAUCCCCGGCAUGGCACGGCACCCGGAUGUUCACAUGAUGGACGUGGUUUCUGAUGAGUUUGCAUUUGGAAGCAGCAGCAACGAUGCUCAGCAGGCCCCUGGAUUGGUUAGGGCGUGGGAGGGCGAGAGGAUCCAUGAGGACUCUGGAUCGGACGAGCUAGAGCUUACGCUCGGAAGCUCCAGGACGAGGAGCUAAUGCUAACAAAGCUAACUUGGGAGGCAUUCUUGCUGUAGCUUAUUUCUUUUUCUUCUUCAUGUUGAUUAGUUUCUGAAAGAGAGACCAACCGUGUGGUUCCUUCAGAUAGCUUCACUUGCUGUGAUGAUAAUUGUGUUAUUUAUUUCUGUGAAACAAAGAGCUAGAGGGGGGAAGGAAGGGAGGAUUUGGUUCUCGGCCAAAAUCAGCUGAUACUAUCUAUGUAGCAUCCACAGCUAGUUACCUCACUUUGGCCUUAAUGUAAGCUCGCUGUGUUGUUGUUGUUGUUCUUGUUGUUGUUGUGACAAAUGUAAAUUGAUGUGAGAAAUCGUGCACAACUUGAGGCUUUUCUUCUCAA